UUUGAGAGAGGAGAUCAAGACACAGAGUUACAGAGUUGGCAAAGGCUCGGAAGCUGAAGCUGGAGAACUCGAAGCUCGUUAAGGUUUUUGCUGAUCUCUCACAGAACUACACGACUCUGAUCUCCAAACCUGCGUAUCGGACUCUGUUUGACUCCGAUGCGAGCUCGAUUGAUGAAUCAUUGCUUAGACAGUUCGAGAAGGAGGUGAAGGAACAGAUCAUGGAUUAUUCUAUUCCUCUGCUGUUUCCUUUUAUUACCACUCUACAUAUUCGCAACCCCGGUUCUGCAGCUCCUCGGACAGCCAGACGACGUGGUGGAGAUGGCGGGACUGGUGGCUGUGUGGCUGAUUCCGUUAUACUUCAGCUUCGCAUUCACGUUCCUAAUUCAGAGAUUCCUGCAGAGUCAACUGAGGACUGGGGUGCUGGCUUGGGUAUCAUUAGUGGUGCUGUUGAUUCACGUGGUGGUUAGUUGGCUAUUUGUAUAUGUGCUCGAUUUUGGGGUGGUCAGAGCCGCCGUGACGUUGGAUGUGUCAUGGUGGUUGCUGUUUGUGGGGAUGUUUGGGUAUACUGUGUGGGGUGGAUGUCCGGAUACUUGGAGUGGUUUCUCAAUGCAAGUGUUUGCUGGGCUUUGGGAGUUUGUUAAGCUCUCUGCUGCUUCUGGUGUCAUGCUUUGUUUGGAGAAUUGGUACUACAGAAUUCUGAUAUUGGUGACUGGGAAUCUAGAAAAUUCUACUAUUGCUGUAGAUGCUUUGUCUGUCUGCAUGAGCAUUAAUGGGUGGGAAAUGAUGAUUCCUCUAGCCUUCUUUGCUACCACAGGCUGCCCGAGAUGUGGUGAUUGCUUCUGCAACGUGUAGGAAAUGGUGAGAAACUUCGCGCAAGCACCUUCAAACACUUUCAUUCAGUUCUGAUGAUUAGCCUGUUUAUCGCGAUCUCAGUAGGAGUCGGCUUGAAAUCUUGAUUGCAUAGACUAUAUUUCAAACAACAGGAUUACAACGCUUAUAUAUAUUUAUGGAUGAUGUUGAUGAGUUUUCGACUUCCACAGUUAUUACUUGGCUCAUUUAUACUAGGGAAACUUUAUGCCAAUUGAUUUAUAAUGUCCGGACUGAUGAUGUUGAUGAGUUCUCGGUGUCGAGUUUGGAUGUUAGUCGUAGCUCCGGCUAGUGUUGUUCAAGAUUUCCAUUUUCAUUGCGGGUGAUGUUCGCAGUUUCGGAUUAACUUUUCUUCAUAUUUGAGGAAAAGAUGUGGUGAUUCUGUCUAACUGAAGGCGUGGAAGGGUGUGCAGAGAGCAUAA
This is a messenger RNA of Camellia sinensis, 1289 nucleotides long. NCBI's taxonomy places the organism in Eukaryota, Viridiplantae, Streptophyta, Magnoliopsida, Ericales, Theaceae. The record is from RefSeq and is a predicted model, not a curated record.